AUGUGCUCGUCCUUCUCAGAGGACUGGAACAAGUCAAGCUCCGGCGCAGCGGAGGUGGAGAGGUUCCGAUGGCGCGGCAGCGUCUCUUUCCCCGGCAGGAAUACUGCUUUGCCUCGCUGGCCGCGGUCCCCGCUGAUCCAGAUCGGACCGGCCAAAGACAGAGUGGUGAUCGGCAGGAUCUUCCACAUAGUCCAGGACGACCUGUAUGUAGAUUUCGGCUGGAAGUUCCACUGCGUUUGCCGGCGGCCGGCAGACGGAGAGAAGCUAAAGCGGGGCAGCAGAGUCCGUUUGCGGCUGCAGGAUCUGGAGAUCACUGCCCGCUUCCUAGAAGCCAAAACCGACACCACGCUGCUGGAGGCCCGGGCCGUACUGCUGGGACGGCUGGAGGGAAGGGAAGCCCGGGAGAACUAGAACCAGGACUCAGCGGA
This is a messenger RNA of Perca fluviatilis (European perch), 428 nucleotides long. RefSeq names its product 28S ribosomal protein S28, mitochondrial-like. Gene Ontology annotation, cellular component: mitochondrial small ribosomal subunit. Lineage: Eukaryota; Metazoa; Chordata; Actinopteri; Perciformes; Percidae. The transcript is spliced from 2 exons. The coding region runs from base 1 to 411 and encodes 136 amino acids. The record is from RefSeq and is a predicted model, not a curated record.